CGGGACCCGGGCUGUUGGGAGUUGGUGGGGACAGCCGCCACCGCGGUCGAGGCAGCAGCGAGGCCGAGCCCGCCCCGACGACGCUCGCCCGGAGGCCCGGCCAUGGCCUCGCCGCUGAAGGUGGAGCAGGACGUGCAGGGCAAAGUGGAGUCGUUUCGGGCCCGAAUCGCACAGGAGGCCGAGGAUCUGGUGUCCACCUUUUUCCCUCAGAAGCUGUCAGAGUUGGACAGCCGCGUCCAGGAGCUCCGCCUGCAGGACCUGUCCCGCAUCCGCUCGGUGCCGGCCCCGGAGCCGCCCGUCACCCAGGACACGCCGGACACCGCGGGCGACGGGCCCAACCGGGAUCCGCCGCCCCCGCCGCCUGCCACCCUGCAGCCGGCGCCGCCCGGGAAGGGGGCCGCGUUGCCCGGGGGCGAGGGGCAGCUGCUGCGCAGCAACCAGCAUCUGGUGGAGCUGAUUGAGCGCGUCAAGCCCGAGAUCGAGCUGCUGAGGGAGAAGUGCAACACGGUGCGCAUGUGGGUGCAGCUGCUCAUACCCAAGGUGGAGGACGGCAACAACUUCGGCGUGUCCAUCCAGGAGGACACCGUGGACCAGCUGUGGACCGUGGAGAGCACGGCCGCCUCGUACCUGCGCCGCUUCUCCACCUACUACAACACGCGCGCCAAGCUCGUGUCCAAGAUCGUCAAGUACCCGCAGGUGGAAGACUACCGGCGCACCGUGGCCGAGGUGGACGAGAACGAGUACCUGAGCGUGCGCCAGAUCUUGCUGCAUGUGCGGAACCAGUACGCCACCUUGCACGACGUGAUCCUCAAGAACAUCGAGAAGAUCAAGACCCCGCGCAGCGCCAACACCGAGAACCUGUACUGAGGCUUGGGCCGCGGGCAGCCUGGGGGGACGGCCCGGCCUGCGAGCGCCGGGCAUCGGGCGCCCCCGAGCCCCCUGUCCGUUUUGUGUUGUUGUUGUUUUCCUUUGGGGGGACAGUGGAACGGACCAUCUCGUGUGAGGGGGCACCUGGGCCCAGCAGAAAAGACUGCCAUUCUGAGGAAAGCAGCUUUGUCGGUGACUACUGUGGCAUGGGUGACGCUGACCUUUUCCAAAGGUUGUUCAUUAGAAACAAAAGUUUAAAAGAAAAGUUAAUGAAACUUUUCCCUUGGUUCUGCAAUGUGUUACUUUGUUAAGACCUCAGGAAUGCUCCCUUUCCACCAUCAUUUGUUUUUGCAGAGAAAGGAGUUUCAGGGGAUGUAUGUUUAGGUCAUUGUAUGCCAUAAAUUUAGCAAGUUGAAAUAAAACUUGGUUUAACAUUUUA
This is a messenger RNA of Antechinus flavipes (yellow-footed antechinus), 1306 nucleotides long. Its product is annotated as proteasome activator complex subunit 3-like. Gene Ontology annotation, molecular function: endopeptidase activator activity. Gene Ontology annotation, cellular component: cytoplasm; proteasome activator complex; nucleoplasm. The transcript has a single exon. Gene Ontology annotation, biological process: positive regulation of endopeptidase activity; regulation of proteasomal protein catabolic process; regulation of G1/S transition of mitotic cell cycle. The record is from RefSeq and is a predicted model, not a curated record. The coding region runs from base 103 to 867 and encodes 254 amino acids. Lineage: Eukaryota; Metazoa; Chordata; Mammalia; Dasyuromorphia; Dasyuridae.